AUGGAUGCCUAUUCUGGUUAUAACCAGAUCCAAAUGCACCCAUCCGACCAAAAUAAGACGGCCUUUAUUACUGAAUAUGGAAACUAUUGUUAUAAAGUCAUGCCAUUUGGCCUUAAGAAUGCAGGUGCGACAUAUCAGCGUCUGAUGGACAAAAUCUUCACCAAACAACUCGGCAGGAACAUCGAAGUCUACGUAGACGAUAUGGUCGCCAAGACAAAGAUCGGCAAUAACCACCUUGACGACCUCACAGAAAUCUUCGGACAGCUAAGAAAAUACAACAUGCGGUUAAAUCAUGAAAAGUGCGCAUUUGGGGUUCAAAGUGGUAAAUUCCUCGGCUUCAUGCUCACUAGCCGAGGUAUUGAAGCAAAUCCUGAAAAAUGCCGAGCUAUUGUAAACAUGACAAGCCCACAAACCAUCAAGGAAGUCCAGCGGUUAACAGGGAGACUUGCUACACUUUCUAGAUUCUUACCUUGCCUAGCUUAUAAAUCUUCAUGUUUUUUCCAAACUUUAAAAACAAAAAAAGCUUUCCAAUGGACUGAUGAAUGUGAACAGGCAUUUACAACUUUAAAAGAAACUCUUUCAAAACCACCAAUUUUACACACACCCCUACAAGGGGAGCCACGAUUCUUAUAUUUGUCUGUCACUAACUGGGCUAUAAGCUCUGCUCUUGUCGCAAAAAGGGAGAAGAAACAGUUCCCAAUCUACUUCACCAGCAAGACCUUACAGAACGCCGAGCUUCGUUACCCGAGCAUUGAGAAGCUGGCACUCGCGCUUGUCUUCUCAGCCAGAAGACUCCGACCAUACUUUCAGAGCCAUGAAAUCCAUGUUAGAACAGAUCAACCUUUGCGACAAGUGCUCCAGAAGCCUGAACUGGCUGGCCGACUAGUCAAAUGGUCGGUGGAACUAUCGGAAUUCGAUAUCAAGUACGAAGGCCGAGCAUCCAUCAAAUCACAGUUUUUGGCCGACUUUAUCGCCGAGUUCUCAGUACCGAAUAUAACUGAAGAUUACAUCGAAUGGUCUUUAUACGUCGACGGGUCCUCUAACCCACACGGGUGUGGCGCAGGUAUUAUACUUGAUGAUGGCCACGGCAACGUCAUCGAACAUUCCCUCAACUUCUCAUUUAAGGCGAGCAACAAUCAAAGUGAGUACGAGGAAUUAAUUGCCGGCCUAAGACUCGCUGCCGACCUUAACAUCACUGAACUUAAGGUAUACUGCGACUCCUUACUUGUCGUCCAACAUGUAAACAACCUAUACCAAGUAAAGGACCCCUUGCUCUCUAAAUACCUGGAUGUCGUACACAAUUUACUUUCAAAAUUUACCAAAUAUGAAAUACAGCACAUACCAAGGGAGAGCAAUGGCCGAGCUGACAUUCUGUCUAAGCUCGCCAGUACUCAACCAAAAAGGUCGUCGCUUUAUCAGUCAAAACUACUCAAUCCAAGCGUUGAACUAACAUAUGUCUUAAGUGUAACACAGGAAACAGAUUGGAGCUCCCCAUUCAUACAAUAUCUCCAGACAGGGGUCUUUCCAGGCGACGUCAAAAAUGCUCGGCAUUUCCGCCGACAAGCCUCCUUUUAUACAAUUUUUAAUAAUUGCCUAUAUAGACGAGGAUUUUCCCAUCCAUUACUCAAAUGUCUUUGCAGAUCAGAAGCCGAGCUUGCACUUGCUGAAGCACAUGAAGGGAUCUGUGGUACACACCUCGGAGCCCGAAGUCUGUAUUCGAAAAUCCUCAGAGCUGGAUUAUAUUGGCCAACAAUACGACAGGAUUGCCAAGCAAAAGUUAAAAGCUGUAACAGCUGCCAAAAACACAGUUCGAUUACACAUCUCCCGGCUGAACCCCUACACUGCUCUGAGAUUAGUUGGCCGUUCAACCAAUGGGGCAUAGAUAUCCUCGGACUUUUCCCCACAGCAGCAGGUCAGGUUAAAUUCCUUGUGGUAGCAAUUGAUUAUUUCUCCAAAUGGAUAGAGGCACAACCUCUAGCCAAAAUUACAUCACAACAAAUGCUUUCUUUUGUUUGGAAAUAUAUUAUUUGUCGAUUCGGCAUACCUCGGCACAUUAUCACCGAUAAUGGUCGCCAGUUUGCCGAUAAAAAAUUUACAUCUUUCUUGCAGAACUUGAAAAUCAAACACCAUUUCUCAUCAGUAGAGCACCCACAAACAAACGGGCUAGCUGAAGCCGCAAAUAAAGUAAUAUUACAUGCUCUAAGAAAGAAGCUGGACGAUGCAAAAAGCCUCUGGGCCGAGCUUAUCCCAGAAAUCCUAUGGGGAUACAAUACAACAAUACACUCAACCACAAAGGAGACACCUUUCCGCUUAGUUUACGGCUCAGACGCAAUGAUACCCGUGGAGAUCUCUCAAUCCUCACUACGCACAGAGUUGGCUGAUCAAACUACACAAGACAUGGCCAGGCAAACCGAACUUGAUCUUAUUGAAGAACUAAGGUCGUCCACAGCAAUCAAACAUUUAGCCAUGCAGCAGCACAUUGCCCGAAGAUAUAACAAACAAACUCAACCAAGGUCUUUCCAAGUCCACGACCUCGUGCUCCAAAAAACAGAACAAGCUAGGAAACCACCAGCACAUGGCAAACUAGCAGCUAAUUGGGAAGGCCUUUACCGCGUCAUAGAAGUAAUCGGCAAUGGAGCUUAUCGACUACAAACACUAGAGGGUAAAGAUCUCCCUAGCACUUGA
This is a messenger RNA of Arachis ipaensis, 2685 nucleotides long. The record is from RefSeq and is a predicted model, not a curated record. NCBI's taxonomy places the organism in Eukaryota, Viridiplantae, Streptophyta, Magnoliopsida, Fabales, Fabaceae.